Messenger RNA from Anneissia japonica, 4158 nucleotides. RefSeq names its product pre-mRNA-splicing factor ATP-dependent RNA helicase PRP16-like. The record is from RefSeq and is a predicted model, not a curated record. Gene Ontology annotation, molecular function: RNA binding. The transcript has 23 exons. Gene Ontology annotation, cellular component: spliceosomal complex; intracellular anatomical structure. Lineage: Eukaryota; Metazoa; Echinodermata; Crinoidea; Comatulida; Comatulidae. Gene Ontology annotation, biological process: mRNA splicing, via spliceosome.
AUUUACGAACAAGUAGGCUGUAGUGUAGCGGCAGAUUAUGUGGAGCUGGCACCGAUUUUAAUCACCGAUUCGGUCUCAAAAACUGGCCCUAUUAGGUUCAUAAGACACCUUUAAGUUGCACACUCAAUCAGAAAAUCGGUAAAGUGUAUGGAAAGUAUGGAAGAUCAUGCGGUGCAUCGUCUAGAAGGGUCGUCAAACCAGUCCGGUGGUUUAUUCAUCAAAAAAUCGAAAUUUAAAUCUCCAAAACUGGCGAAAUCUCUACUAGGACUCGACUCAUUAGCUGCUCAAAAGCGGAGUGAGAAAGAUGUUCAAAGCACAGAUGAGAGAAAUAAAUCCAAAAGAAAGUCUAACAGAGAAGAUAAUGAUGAAGAUGUUCAAACUGAAAAGAGCCAACAUUCAUCAAGCAAAAGACAUUAUCGCUCACAUCGCAUUGAGACACCAUCGCAUACCGGAGGAGUGAGUGAAGCAGCAAAGGAAAAACAACGCAUGCGAGAGGAUAGAAAGUGGGGAGGAGUGUAUGCAUCAUCCAAAGAAGAGAGAAGACACAAUGAAAGAAAAAGGAGUAAAGACAGGGAUUAUGAACAAGAUAGACACAGAAAGCGUUCAAAGGAGAAGGAACAUCACAGAAAGCACUACAAUUCACAAAGGUCGGAAAGGUCACAAAGAAGCCAGAGAAGUGAUUCAGGUAACUACAGUGGAAGAGAUGAACCCGCAACACCAAGGCUUUCAAGAGGUGUAGUGACACCAUCAAGAACAAGCUGGGAAGAUGAUGACGACGUUCCACGAAAACAGUCUGAUUGGGAUUUUCCAACGCCAGAUAGGGAGAGAAACCAGAAAGACAGAGGAUACAGUUCUGAACGAAAGAGCCAUAGGAGUUUUAGAUCAGAAAGAAAAAAGGACAAGAGAAAUGCUGUGGAUGAUACUCCAGUCCUGACUCCAAGCUAUAAGUACAAUGCGUGGGCAGAUGACAGAAAGAAGUCUGGGGUUACCCCAUACAGCAAAGAUGAUUACUCAGAGAGACGACAAACCACAGACACUGACAAACUUGAAUGGGAAGCAGAACAAAAGAGACUUGACAGACAAUGGUAUGGAAUGGAUGAAGGUACGGAUGAAACAAAUAACCCAUUUUCCUCCAUCCCUGAUGAGUACAUACAGAAGAAAGAAAGCGAGAUGCAAAAGCAUGCUACAAAGAGGAUGUCAGAAAGACAACGACAAAUCAAUAAGGAUGUUGAGAAGUGGGAAACAAAUCGAAUGAUUACCAGCGGUGUAGUACAACGUGUGCAAUAUGAUGAAGACUUUGAAGAAGAAAAUGUGAAUAAGGUUCAUUUGCUGGUCCAUAACUUAGUGCCACCCUUCCUUGAUGGUAGAAUCGUGUUUACUAAACAGCCAGAGCCUGUUGUACCCCUCAAGGAUGGUACCUCUGACAUGGCUGUAGUUUCAAGGAAGGGUUCGAUGGUUGUGAGAAAGCACCGGGAGCAGAAAGAACGCAAAAAAGCACAACACAAAGACUGGGAGCUUGCCGGGACUAAACUUGGCAACAUCAUGGGCAUUAAGAAAACUCAGGAAAAGGAUGAGAGUGGUGAUGUGGAUUACAAGACUAACCAGAAAUUUGCUGAACACAUGAAGGAUAAGACAGAAGCAGCAAGUGACUUUGCCAAGAAGAAAUCGUUACGUGAACAGCGUGAAUACCUUCCUAUAUUCGCUGUCCGGCAGGAGCUUCUGAAUGUAAUUCGAGACAACAAUGUCAUUGUGAUUGUUGGUGAAACAGGUUCUGGUAAAACCACUCAAUUAACUCAGGUAAAAAAUUUAUUGAUUGAUUGAUCAGGGGUUUAUUUAAGAGCCGGCGGCCGGCGCAUUCGAUCGGCUACUACGAUGUUUUCGCCGGCUACUUCAAUCAAUGCUGUCUACCAGAAAAAGUAGCUACGUACAUAUAAGGUAUUGAACUUUAAUGAUAAUAUUGCUUAGAAGACAUUGAUCAAGUACAUGACUGACGGUAUUCUUCUACGAGAAUCGCUACGUGAAUCUGACUUGGACCACUAUAACGCCAUCAUUAUGGAUGAAGCUCACGAACGAUCUUUAAAUACAGACGUGUUGUUUGGACUUUUACGAGAUGUUGUUGCUCGAAGGCAUGAUUUGAAGUUGAUAGUCACAUCUGCAACUAUGGAUGCAGACAAGUUUGCAAACUUUUUUGGAAAUGUUCCAGUCUUUGAAAUCCCGGGACGAACAUUCCCUGUUGACGUUCUAUUCAGUAAAAAUGUGGUAGAAGAUUACGUUGAUUCAGCAGUGAAGCAAGUGCUACAGAUCCACCUGCAGGGAUCACCUGGAGAUAUCCUAGUGUUCAUGCCAGGACAAGAAGACAUUGAGGUCACCUGUGAUCUCAUUACAGAAAGACUUGGCGAGCUAGAUGAUGCUCCUCAACUUGCCAUCCUUCCGAUUUAUUCUCAACUUCCAUCUGACCUCCAAGCUAAAAUCUUCCAGAAAGCACCAGGUGGCGUUAGAAAAUGUAUUGUAGCUACAAAUAUUGCUGAGACUUCUCUUACAGUUGAUGGCAUCAUGUUUGUGGUUGAUUCAGGGUACUGUAAACUUAAAGUAUAUAAUCCUAGGAUUGGUAUGGAUGCUCUUCAGAUUUACCCCAUCAGUCAAGCAAAUGCAAGGCAACGCUCUGGCAGAGCUGGAAGAACAGGUCCUGGCCAGUGUUAUCGUCUUUACACUGAAUCAGCAUAUAAGAAGGAACUGCUUAGGACUACUGUUCCUGAAAUACAAAGAACUAAUUUAGCAAAUGUUGUUUUACUGCUGAAAUCUUUAGGAGUUCGGGAUCUUUUACAAUUUCAUUUUAUGGAUCCUCCUCCACAGGACAAUAUGCUAAACUCUAUGUACCAGCUUUGGAUUUUGAGUGCCUUGGAUAACACAGGAAGUUUGACACAAAUUGGCCGACAAAUGGUUGAGUUUCCACUUGAUCCGGCCCUCUCCAAGAUGCUUAUAGUGGCUUGUGAAAUGGGAUGCAGUGCUGAAGUUCUAAUUAUAGUCUCUAUGCUGUCAGUUCCAUCAAUUUUCUUUCGUCCUAAAGGACGAGAAGAGGACAGUGACCAAGCUAGGGAGAAGUUUGCAGUACCUGAAAGUGACCAUCUAACAUAUUUAAAUGUGUAUCAACAAUGGAAGCAGCACAAUUAUUCAUCUGCUUGGUGUAGUGAUCACUUCAUUCAUGUGAAAGCAAUGCGUAAAGUUCGUGAGGUACGGCAGCAGUUAAAAGACAUCAUGGACCAGCAACGCAUGGACUUGACGUCAUGCGGCACAGGUUGGGAUAUCAUUCGGAAGUGCAUCUGCUCAGCAUUCUUCCAUCAGGCAGCAAAACUGAAGGGUAUUGGGGAGUAUGCCAAUGUUCGGACAGGUAUGCCUUGUCAUUUGCACCCCACCAGUGCGUUGUUUGGAAUGGGGUACACCCCAGAUUACAUCAUCUACCACGAACUUGUGAUGACGUCAAAGGAGUACAUGCAGUGCGUAACAUCAGUGGAUGGCCAUUGGUUGGCUGAACUUGGACCAAUGUUUUACAGUGUAAAAGAAUCUGGCAAGUCACGGUCUGAGAAGCGACAAGAAGCUAAGGAAAGUCUAGUGAAUAUGGAGGACCAGAUGGCAGCUGCCUCAGAAGAGCUCAAAACAAGAGAAGAGGAGGAAGAACUUCAAAGGAAGUCAUCUAUAAAAAGAAUGCAAAUAUCAACACCAGGAAGGAGAGACGUUGCAACCCCACAAAGGAAGAAGACGCCCUCUUCAUUUGGAUUGUGAAUUGUGUUGUUGGUUAACAACAGCGGACUAUGUUACAUUCUCAGUGAAUGGAACUCAAACCAAUUGAGAGAGGAGCUACAAUCCCACAAAAGAAGAUGCCCUCUUUAUUUGGACUAUGCAAGAUGUUGGUCCACAACAGUGGACUAUGUACAUUCUCAAUUAUGAAUAAAAUUCAAACCAAAUUGAGGAGGGAUGCUACAUCCCCACAAAGGAAGUAGACACCUUCUCCUGUUGGACUGUGAAUGAUGUGAUGUUGAUUGACAACAGUGGACUACUGUAUAUUACAUUAUCAGUGAAUGGAACUUGAACCAAUUUGAUAUGAUAAAAUGCUAAUAUAUAAUGUUGACACAUUUCAAUAAAAGUCAAUGCCAAUUUGUA